This is a messenger RNA of Drosophila obscura, 6317 nucleotides long. It is a transcript of the gene tbc, whose product is annotated as small G protein signaling modulator 2. Gene Ontology annotation, biological process: activation of GTPase activity. Bases 864 to 4343 code for a protein of 1159 amino acids. The transcript has 8 exons. The record is from RefSeq and is a predicted model, not a curated record. NCBI's taxonomy places the organism in Eukaryota, Metazoa, Arthropoda, Insecta, Diptera, Drosophilidae. Gene Ontology annotation, molecular function: GTPase activator activity.
UUGUCGGUUUGUCGUUCGUCGUCAUUCCGUCAGUGAUUCAGUCAGUCAGCUAUUCAGUCAUUUCGGUCUAUCGGGGUUAUACGGUUAUAUCGGUCUAUCUUCCAAUACAUUUUCAGCCUUUCUUUCGGUUUUAGUCAGUAAUUCGGUCAAACACUUGUGUGGAGAGAUUUGUUUUGUUGUAAAUGAUGGGAGCGCGCGCUCGUUGCUCCUCUCCCUCUCCGGCGGCUGGCAGGAUGCCAAAUUAUUUAUAAAGAACCCAGGCAGGCAGGCGGGCAGGCAGGCGGGCAGGCAGGCAGCAACUAGUUAAUAAGCAGCCGAAACACACAGCAAAAGAGCGCAAUAAGAAGGAAGAGCCCAAAAGGGAGAGCAUCGAAGCAAAGAAAGCAAGGAAGCGCAAAGGAAAAGGAAAAGAAUAGGCACCAGAACGAGGAACAGCACCAGGACCAGAACGAGGACCAGGACCAGCACCAGGACCAGGGCUAGGACCCUAAAGUGGAGUGAAGAAGACGCUUCAGCCACAGGCGACACUUUCACCGUUCCAUCCAUUCCCUGUUGCUGCUACUGCUACUGCUGCUUCUUCUUCUUCUAUUUCGGCCCUGUACCGUUACACUCUACGCGCAAAAACAAACAGAAACUUUUUCGAAAUACAUUUUAGGCGCGCGCGUGUGAUUGUGUGCGUGAGACGCAGGCAAGCAGGAGAGGCAGAAAGAUAGAUAGAGAGAGAGCGAAUAAGGAAUUACGGUGCAAAAAGCUUUGGGCAAUCUGCCCCGCCGUAAGCGUCAAAACACACGCCCACGCACACACGCACACAAACACACACAGAGAGAAACUCGCCGAAAUUCCACAGGAAGAAGCGCCCGAAAAUGGUGCAAACCAAUGCAGAUGGCUGCGACUACAAGGAGCGCCUGAUAGCCAGCGUCAAGAAGGAGGUGAAGCAACUGAUGGAGGAGGCGGUGACCAAGAAGUACGUGCACGAGGAGAGCAGCUCGGUGACGUCGCUGUGCGGCGCCGUGGAGGCCUGCCUCAGCCAGGGACUGCGCCGUCGCGCCUUGGGCCUGUUCAAGACCUCCUCGACGACGGCCCUGCUGCACAAGAUCGCCAAGAGCUGCCCCGAGGCGGAGCACAUCAGCAAGCUGGUGCAGGAGAUCGAGGCCAUGGAUCCGAACAAACGCUCCUCCUCCAGCAGCGACAGCUUCCAGCGGCCGCCCAUGCUAAAGAAGAGCAGCAGCAACUCGAUGCAGUCGGCCAGCAGCAGCAGCAAUGCCAUCGGCAUUGCGUCCACCUCCUCCGUGGCCAGUGGCAGCGGCUCGAGCAUUUCGCUGGCCGGCCUGAAGUAUCUGUGGAUACGUUUGGCCCUCUACGAGAAGCGUCUGACCAAGAUCAUCGAGUAUCUGGUGGGCAAUGCCAGCAGCUACUACGAUCGCGACUCCCUGGUGGCCGACUCCGACUAUGGAUCGAUACUCAGCUCCCUGCUGGUGGGGCCCUGUGCCCUCGACUUUACCCGGGCCAAGACAGCCGAUCAUUACUGGACCGAUCCGCAUGCGGAUGAGCUGGUGCAACGGCAUCGCAUUAGCUCGGGUCGCCGCUCGUCCUCGACCUGCUCGCGGCCGGCGAUCAUUAACUUUAAGCGGAGCCUGAACACCAGCUCGGAUGAGGCCAGCACCGGGUCGUUCAAGUCAAUGGCAUCGGCCAGCGUGGCCAAGGACUAUGUGGAGUCGCUGCAUCAGAAUGCCAAGGCGACGCUGCUCUAUGGCAAGAACAAUGUCCAUGUGCUGCCCAAGGAUGUGGCCGAACCGAUGGCCGGCUACCUCAGUCUGCAUCAGCACAUCCAAACGCUGACCAUCAAGUGGACGCCAAAUCAGCUGAUGAACGGCUACAACGAGGCGGCGGACGAGGGCGAGGACAUCGACAAGGAGGCCUUCUGGGCGUACGCCCUCAACAUCAAUGUGGACGAAAUCGUUUAUGUGCACUGCCAUCAGAGCAGGGGCGAGGACAGCGGCGGCACCGUCAUCCUGGUGGGCCAGGAUGGCGUACAGCGUCCGCCCAUACACUUCCCGGAGGGCGGGCACAUGCAGCAGUUUCUGAGCUGCCUGGAGACGGGCCUGCUGCCGCACGGACAGCUGGAUCCGCCGCUCUGGUCACAGCGCGGCAUUGGCAAGAUGUUCCUCUGGCCGAAGAGCAUGCGCCGCCGCAUUCUGCCGUCCGUUAUGGAGUCUGUGGACGAGACGCCCAUCGACUAUGUCUUUCGCAUUGUCAGCAAGAGCAGGCACGAGGAAUUCGCUGCCACCCACUCGAUACUGGACUUUGUGCGGAGCACACCGCGUCGCGCACAGCUGAGCAGCUGCUCCACCACCGGCAGCAGUGACUGCUCGAACAAGAGCCUCUCCAUCGAUCAGUAUCCGCUGGAGUCGCCGCUGCUGCUGCAGCAGCAGCACGCCCAGAACACCAGCAUCGAGAUGGUCUGCUCCACGAUGCGGCGACAGAUCAUCUCGCGUGCCUUCUACGGCUGGCUGGCCUACUGCCGUCAUCUAUCCACAGUGCGGACGCAUCUGUCGGGCCUGGUGCAUGGCCGCAUAACGCCAGAAAUGAAGGCCGAUGAGGAGGGUCUGACAAGGGAGCGCUGGCAGCUGCUCAAUGUGAAUGGUGUGCUGCAGAAUGCCACUGAGUUCUAUCGCUUGGUUUACUUUGGCGGCGUGCAGCCAGAGCUGCGGCAGGAGGUGUGGCCCUAUCUGCUGGGCCACUACGCCUUUGGCUCCAGUCGCGAGGAGCGCAAGAAACAGGACGAGACCUGCAAGCACUACUACGAGACAACGAUGAGCGAGUGGCUGGCCGUCGAUGCCAUUGUGCAGCAGCGGGAGAAGGAGAAGACCGCCAGGGCGGUGGCCAAGCUCAGCUCCAGUGGCAGCAACAGCGGCAACGAGCGGACGGUGCGUGCCGCCGAUCUCGAUCUGGCGGGUGGCGAGCUGGAGAACGAAGUGUUUGAGGAUAUCUCAGACAUAUCCGAUCCGGGCGAUCUGGAGUUCGAUGACGAGCAGCGACAGCAACAUCAGCAGCAACAGCAGCUGCAGCAGCAGCAGAUCCAGCAAAAGCAACAGCAACAGCAGCAGCAGCAGGAGGAGGUAUCCGUUAGUGGCAUGCAUCUGUGCGUAAAGCCCAUUCCAAGGGCCAUGAAGACCAGCACAGACUCGGGCCAUGUGGACGAGGGUGAGAAUUUCAAUGAGCUCGAUGAGGAGGCCGAGCAGGAGCAGCAGGAGAAAAUCAAUGCCGAGCCAGCCAUAGCCAGCUGCUCCACCUCGACAGCCUCCUCCUACGAGACGGUAGGAGCCGGCGGCAACGUCCACCAGCCCAGCGACAGUCACAGUCGCAGCCGCAGCGUUCUCAGUCCGGAGUACCUCAGCGCCGAUGAUCUGCAGCUGCCCGAGGACGAGCAGGAGGAGGAGGAGGAGGAGGUGAAGCCACCGCAGCAGCAGCAACAGCAGCAGCAGGCAGCUGUCAUUAUCACCAACGCCUCGGUGGAUAUUGCCAACUGGGAGCGAAGUCCCAAGGGGGGCAACAGUCAGCAGAUGUCACCCGUCCAGGAGCAGGCGGCGGCGGCGGCGGUCCUGGAUGCCCUGCAGCAGCCAAAAUCAGCUUGCGCCUCGCCAGCCAGCUCCAAUGGCGGUGUCUACAGUAGUGAGCUGCUCGAACAGUUUGGCCUCAAUCUGCAUCGGAUCGAGAAGGAUGUGCAGCGAUGCGAUCGCAACUAUUGGUACUUUGCCAACGAGAAUCUGGACAAGCUGCGCAACGUGAUAUCCACGUAUGUGUGGGAGCAUCUGGACGUGGGCUACAUGCAGGGCAUGUGCGAUCUGGUGGCCCCACUGCUGGUCAUCUUCGACGACGAGUCGCUCAGCUACAGCUGCUUCUGCAAGCUCAUGGAGCGCAUGAUCGAGAACUUUCCCAGCGGCGGUGCCAUGGACAUGCACUUUGCCAAUAUGCGUUCCCUCAUACAAAUCCUCGACUCGGAGAUGUACGAUCUGAUGGACUCGAAUGGGGACUAUACGCACUUCUACUUCUGCUACCGCUGGUUCCUCUUGGACUUUAAGCGGGAGCUCGUCUACGACGAUGUCUUUGCCACCUGGGAGGUGAUCUGGGCUGCCAAGCAUAUAGCUUCUGGGCACUUUGUGCUCUUUCUGGCGCUGGCCCUGCUGGAGACCUAUCGCGACAUCAUACUGUCCAACAGCAUGGACUUUACCGAUGUCAUCAAGUUCUUUAAUGAAAUGGCCGAACGUCACAAUGCUCAGGCAGUGCUCCAGCUGGCCCGGAGCCUCGUUCUGCAGCUGCAGAUGAUCAUCGAGAACAAGUAGAGAGGGCGAGAACAAACAAACAAACAAAAUAUAUAAUAGUAAAUAGUAGACCAGUAGAACCAUAGCUAGCGUAUGGAUUAUGUAGAGAAUUAUUCCUAGAUCCGUAGUUCAGAUCGUCAGUCAAAUUUCGUUUGCCAAAAAUGGAUAAAAAUAAAACAAAAACAGCCAAGAAACCAAAAAAGAAAAAAAACAUCACAGCAGAUGGCAACAAGCAACAAUAAAUAGUAUGCAUAGGAGAUACGUUUUGUUUUCUCACUCGAUGUCUUCUUUAUAAAGUAUAUACAUGUACAUGCAACAUGCCACGUGCAACAUGCGACUCUAAAUGUAAACGUAACUGUAUUUAUAUGAAUGUAAGCUGUUCUUCCUACAAAAAAAAAAAACCCAAACAUUUCUCAAGCAUAUCCCCACAAAAAAAAAAAACAAAUAAGAAACGGAAACCAAACCAGGGGCUGACAAUGCAAAAGACUCUACAAAAUCAAUGGAAACGAUUGAAAUCUUAUAUAUACAUAUAUCUACUGUAUACUGUAUAGGAAACUGAUGUGGCACAUAACUGUUGUUUUUUUUUUUUUUGCAUGUAUGGGCAGAAGAUAUACCUAACUUGUAUGAAUAUACACAUAUGUAUUCGAUAUACGAUAUACUACGAUAUUGAGUAUCAAAUUAGUGCAAUGUAAUUAUCACGCUAAUAUCAAAGGCAAAUCAAAUUAUGAAUAUAUACAUACAUACAAAUACUAUAAACAUAUACACAGUGCAUUUCAAAUAAGUGUUGGACAGUGUUUGAAAAAAAUGUGGCAAAUUCCAAUUAAUGAAGCGACACAAAAUGAAAUUGGAAUGCAAUUAAGGAAUACAAAAAAAAAAAAAAGAAGAAAGCAAAUGAAAUGAAAAGCACUUUACAAAACAAACAACAAGAUGCAUACAUAUACGAAACGAUACAUAUAUAACUAUGUACAAAGAAUAAUAAUCAAAAUGAGAGAUCUGAAUCUUAACUCAAGCCUAAAACUCUGUACCAGCGAAACAUAACCAAAUGAAUGUAACAAUCAAAACAACAAUAAGUCGAGAGAAUAAAAACAAUUAUGUACUAUUAUUCCAUAGAUAAAUAUGGGUCUAUAUGGGUGUCUAUAAAAUAUCCUCUAUAAGCAGCUCACCGAAUCAAACCCAACCGAAUCCCCAACCCAACCCAACCAAAAAGCGCAAGAAAAAAGCGCGCAAACCCCAAGCGAAAACUUCAAAUUGUCGUUGUUUUUAUUUUAGUUGUAAUUUAUUUUUUAUAUAAAUAUAUUCAAACACACACACAUAUUAUAUAGAUAUAUGGAUUAUAUAUGUACAUAUGUAUGUAUUCUUACCUUCCUCCCUGUGUGAUCUCUCUAUCUCUACACCGAGUAUAAAUGUUGUGGAUUACCCAUAUAUGUAUAUGUGUAUGUAUCUUUAUACGACGCAAUUAAUGCGAUAACAGAAACUCAGACAACUCUCUUUGUAAAUGUACCUUUUUGUCAGCAGAGUACCAGAGCCGAGAAAUAAAUCAUUUGCUUUUAUAUCUGAUUUUUAUCUCAAUUACAAUGGCAUAUAAUAUAUACCCAAGCAGCCAAUUCCCCGUCACACCUGCAAUGAAAAAUAAAAAAAUAGUCAAUAAAUAGCGAAAAAUUUGAUACCAGUCAACACCGUCCUUCCUCAUCGCCUGGAAGAUUUUGGCUCCAUGAUGCCAAUCUGGAGAUCCAUCGUUGGCAUGUGCCUGUGUGCACGAGUAAAUCCGACAAUGUUUAUGCAAGACGAAUGCACAUUGCUACAACCCGCCACUUCAAUCAAUUUGUUUGAUUAUUUUAUAAUUGAAUCCUUGGCAAUGGCUUCGUCGAACAUGAGCACGGGAGGAUGACAUCAAUGCACGCAGCUCCAUGUCACCUGACCUUUGGUGGCCUGAUAUGGAUUCUGAGUGUCCAGAAGCUGAAGGAUUCAACUGGAUUCAGCUUAUAUGAAAUAUCA